Messenger RNA from Kwoniella shivajii, 651 nucleotides. RefSeq lists its product as uncharacterized. Lineage: Eukaryota; Fungi; Basidiomycota; Tremellomycetes; Tremellales; Cryptococcaceae. Bases 1 to 651 code for a protein of 216 amino acids. Gene Ontology annotation, molecular function: acyltransferase activity, transferring groups other than amino-acyl groups. The record is from RefSeq and is a predicted model, not a curated record. The transcript is spliced from 6 exons.
AUGAUUCAAACCUCUCAAAUACAAGUCUGUCAAUUGACCAAUCCAACACCCGAAGAAAAGGCUACUUGUCUUGAAAUCUACACCGAGGCAUUCAAGAAUGAUCCAUUGCAAGUACGCCUAUGCGGAGAAGAUCUUACCAUUCAUAAAUUAUUUCACAUGGCAAAGCUCGAACCUGCAUUUAUUGAUUGUCAAGUAUGGGUCGCCAGAAUAGAUGGGCAGAUUGGUUGCGUUGCAACUAUCGCACAACCAGGUAAAGAUCUUUGGGAUACAGAGGAGAAAAAGGUAUACAUGCAGAAAGCGCUUGAUUCAGUGAAUGAAGAUACUCGAAGAUGGUAUUCGAAAGCUUUUGGUCCCCUUGCAGCUAAAAAAGCAUUAGCGAUACCUGGAGGCGCAACCGCUACUUAUUACAUUCAGGGUAUAGCAUCUCUUUCGACUUUUCAAGGGCAAGGUUUGGCUUCAGCAAUUCUUGCCGAUUUGACUGCUCUUGCGACGAAAGAAGGCAAAUCGCUAUCUUUGCUAACAAUGUCUGAUAAAGCCGUGAGGUUAUACCGUCGAAAUGGGUUCGAAAUCACAUACGAGGACACACUCCCUAUCAACGAAGAAAUAGGUGAUGCUCCGUACUAUAUCAUGGUAGGGACUUCAUCGGGUUGA